AAAAAGCUUUUGUCUGUCGCGCGGCUCUCUCGCCUCUAUCGUUCCCAGCGAUAACCGACCUGACACGCAAACGGCAGCUCACACAGCAGCCAUGCAAAUAGGCAGAGCAUGGCAGAGAGCAGAGUCCUGCCACACACACUCCCACCACACACACUCCCGUCGUACACUCGUGGAUUUGCAUCCGAGCCUCGCACAAGUUCCUGAUGAGCCGAAGAGGACCAUGAGUUUCUUUGAGAAGCUGAAAAACUUACACAGUGGUCCCCCGGCCCCACCCAAGAGGAUAGAUACCAAUACUGCAUAUGGUUGGUCAGAGGAUGAAUUUGGUGAAGAAGAAGGUGAUACGUAUGAAGCUCCCCCCUGUGAGCGUCCCACCAUCAAAGUCCAGCGUCAGCCUGUAGAGGAGAAUGUUUACCUCGGCUAUCCUGAGAGACCCCAUCCUGUUAUUCCCCAAAGACAGGCAGCACCUCCACCACGACCAGCAAAGAUCACACCUAAAAUGAGACCACCUGAGCCACCAACUGACCAAGAAGAGUUCUACAUUGACCCCAACAACAGAAAAUUCCCUGAAGUCAACCGUAAAGAUAAAAAGGGGCCCCUUAGGAAGAGUCCUCCAGCAAUACCCGCUCCUAAUCUUGAAGAAGAUGUUUACUUGGACCCAAAUGAAGGCCAGAGUGGGAGAGAGCCUCCACAUGAUGUAUACUUGGAACCCACACCAGCACGCCCACCCAUACCCCGUGGUGGUGUACGCAUGGUUCUUCCUCCCAAGACCAUAGGGCGAGAUCCUCCUCCACCCAUUAUUAAGCCACCUGUUCCUAGAGCCAAAUCUAACUCUCUUAUCAGCAGUGACUCAGUAAAGCCAGUUCCGCCCCCAGAAAUGAGGAGCCUCACCUUUCCUACCAAAGCACCGCCGCCCACACCAAACAACAAACCUCCUCUACCCAUCGGCCUGAAAGAACCCAAACCCAGUCCUCCUCCUCCUCCAUCAGUAGACAGCACUGUGCCAGUGAUGCCACCUGGAGGACAGGAGGCAGGGCUGCAGAACAGAGAAUGGUUUGCUGGAAUAUGUGGCCGCAAGACCGCAGAAGACGCCUUACUCAAAGUGAAGAAGGACGGUUCCUUCUUGGUUAGAUGCAGCACUGCUCAGAAUGCACAGCAGCCCUAUACGCUAGUCGUGCUGUUCAACCAAAAAGUGUACAACAUUCCUGUGCGCUUCCUCAAAGAUUCGAGCAGCUACGCCCUGGGCAAGGAAGGCAAGAAAAAUGAAGAGCUCUUCAGCAGUCUGCAGGAGAUGAUCUCUCAUCAUAAGGAUAAUCCCCUCCUUCUGAUUGACAGCAAGAGUCAAGCCAAAAACACCACUUACCUCACACACCCUGUACAUCCCUAAAACACAAAAGCACACACACAAAAAUACUGUUGCAAAACUAACAAUGUCUCAUAUCCCCGAAAUGGUAACUUUACAGUAGAAGGAAAAAACAUACUAAUUUGUAACAGAAGUUAAUGCAAAACAUUAGAGCUUUUACGUUAUGUAAAAAAAGUAAAAAAAAAUUGGAGAUACCCGUUUUGCGCAACAUUGACAAUUUGUAUAUACAAUAUACACAUGUAGAUGUGCACCCACACAUAACCAGCACUGCCCUAACUCACUCUGUUUCUGUUUCUCUCUUUCAAAACCCUCCUCUCUGUCUCUCUCCAGCUAUGACACUUCUCACACAAAACUAUUUCACAAACCUACACCACCACCACAUAACAACAACAACAAACAGGUGGCUAUACACCAACCAGAGUGAAACACUCAUACACAGAUCUACUGCUGUUUAGUUUUUAAUUCAGUUUUCUCUGUACCAAAAUGUGUGAUUUUGUGAUUGUUUAUUGGAUUUUAACAGCAGUAUAUAAAGUAUCUUAUGUAAUUGUUUGAAUAAACUAAAUGGAACCGUG
Messenger RNA from Colossoma macropomum (tambaqui), 1932 nucleotides. RefSeq names its product SH2 domain-containing protein 6. NCBI's taxonomy places the organism in Eukaryota, Metazoa, Chordata, Actinopteri, Characiformes, Serrasalmidae. The record is from RefSeq and is a predicted model, not a curated record. The coding region runs from base 92 to 1384 and encodes 430 amino acids. Gene Ontology annotation, biological process: intracellular signal transduction; cell surface receptor protein tyrosine kinase signaling pathway. The transcript has 19 exons.